This is a messenger RNA of Amaranthus tricolor (Joseph's coat), 1958 nucleotides long. RefSeq lists its product as uncharacterized. Bases 326 to 1759 code for a protein of 477 amino acids. NCBI's taxonomy places the organism in Eukaryota, Viridiplantae, Streptophyta, Magnoliopsida, Caryophyllales, Amaranthaceae. The record is from RefSeq and is a predicted model, not a curated record. The transcript is spliced from 2 exons.
AUUUAUUUUACCAAUUAUUUAUUUUUUUCUCUCUAAAUUAUUCCACGUUUUGCAAGGUUAUACUCACACGAUUUCUGUCUCCAAUUUCAUCACUUUCUCUCUCUAACUAGAUUGAAUUGGUUGAAUGACAUUUUUCUGUUUGAGAGUGAAAAAAAUCACAUUGUUUCAUCAAUUUUGCUCUUUACUUCAUUCCCUUUUGCAUUCUGAUCAAAUCCCAUUUCUAGUAUUGUUUCUAUUACUAAUUGCAUCACUGAAUUUCAGCUCUGUGCUUCUCCUGUAGGCAGUAGGAGACCUGCUGCUGCACCUGCAGACCAAGUUUAUUACAAUGUACAAACAACCUCCUAAUAGGAACCAUAGAUCCAAAGGAAUAAAAGUGAAGCACAUUUUGCAAAUAUGUGUCUUGGUGGCUGUUUGCUUUUGGUUACUUUACCAAGUCAAACAUUCUCAUGAGAAGAGGAAGGAAUUCGAGUCAGCGGAUGAGAAGGUUGUGAAAAAUGUGCAAAGUGAUAGUGAGAUUCAAAGAUUUGGGAGAAAAGAUAUCCCUAGGAUUACGGAGAUAACAAAAAGUGGUGAAAAUCACGAUGAAGAUGAAGAAGAUAAAGAUGGUGAAGAGGAAGAAAAUAAACACGAAGAAGAUGAAUCGGAACAAGAAAUUUCUCGAGUUACAGAGAAAGAUGAUGAAAGAGGAGGCGGAGAUGAUGACAUAGAUGAGCAUGAACUAGAAAAGACGGAAGAGGAAGAGGUAGAUGAAGAAAAAGCCAGCGAAGACAAAGAGAGCGACACUAAAGAAAACCAUGAAGAAAAUAAAGAAAGUGAGGACGGCCAUGAAGAAGGUCAUCCCGAAGAGGAGGAAAAUGAUGAAUCGGGAAAGGAAGAUCACACUGAACUCGAAGAAAACGGUGAUGUUGAUAAAGACGACCACGGUGAACAAGAAGGCGCUUCUGAUGAUCAAGAUCAUGAUUCAGAGAGAAACACCCGUCAAGCCCAAGAAGAGCUAUAUAAGGCAGAUGAUGCUUCGAGCGAAGUUGCUCAUAAUGUUCAGUCGGUGGAUCAGGAAACCAAGAAUGCGACUAUGAGUCAUGGACGGGAAAUUUAUGGGAAAAUCAACGUGGGAUUAGAGCAUGAAAUAAAAAGCUCUAUUAAUAGUGAUGAGUUGAUUCAAGAGGUUCAAACAAAAGAUGUUAAUAGUGCAGCUUCUAAUGCAACGAUUACCGAACAGAAGAUAAGUGAGGUCAACACGACAAAGCCGGAUGAUAGCUCAAUUCGGAAUGCAACAUUGCCUGAAAUCACUAGUAAUUCAACCGUUACUGAUGGAGAACUUUCCGCUACUUCGCUUUCUAAUGGAACCCAAAUAGCAUUUGAUUCCAAUUUGUCCCAAAAUAUCUCGGUUGAACUCAAACCAACAGACGACAAGAAUCAUCAGGAAAUGGCUGAAAUUAGAACCGAGAAUGUACCAAAUACCAACACACCAUUAUCUUCUUUUGACUCUUCGAAUGGUAAAAAUGUCACGGAAUCUGCAAAAGAGAACUCCAUUGGUGAUGCAAGUGAGGCUGUGAAAUCAGAAGACAGCGGAAAAGAUGACACAGAUGAAAAUUCCGAGUCUCACUCAAACGAGAAUACAGACGCCACUCAACAGGACGCUAUCGAUGCUUCCGAUAACAGCACGCUUAUACAGGACGAGGAGUCUAGAAUUGAUUUGGACACGCUGCCGGAAAUCAAAAGCGAGGUUCAUAACACUGAAGAUUCUGUUGCCGAAUGACUGCUCGAAUGAUUUUUUAUGUGAGUAAUCUUUUUCCUGCCCCCAUUAAAUACUGUAAUCUUAUUUAGUAUUUUCUUUUGUUUUCUACAUAAAUAUGCUAGGUCUUGGUGUUGGAUGUAUGAAAUAUUACUCCUUGUGUAGAACACAAUGAUUUCAACUUUGCAGUAAAUGUAGGUAAGUUUGAGAUUGUUCAACUACA